GCGCUGAUCUGCAAAAGCGUUGGCCGCCGUGGUGGUGUCGGACGGUGCGCGCACUGCAUGGCGACGUCGACGUCGACGACGACAAAGACGGCGACGAACACGGCCGGCCGAGAGCAUCCUUAAUGUCAGACGCGAGCCGCCUCUCGGCCUCAGUUUUGUUUACCGUGUCCUCGCGUAAACAGCGGAGAGCCGGCGCCGACGAACACGGCAGCAGCGAUGAGGCCCCGUUCUCUGCCUCUGCCUGCCACCGUCGUCAUCCUGAUCCUGAUCGCGGUACCCGGCCUCGACGGUGACGGUAUCUCCUACAACACAGCGAAGACAUGGGCGCACAAAUUGGGUUUCGAGCUGUCGCAGUUGGGCAAGUACGUGACCAACGUGGAGAAGUUUCACGAGAGCUACAAGCAGGCGGAGGUGAAGCCUGUUGAUGGCGAGGCGCUCGUCCGCGAGAUCGCCAGGGACAUUAAGGCGAUGAUGGAGUCCAAGAUCUCCGCCAUUAAGAGGAUCAUGGACGUAGCAGAGACGUCGGCGUUGUCAGCGCCGGACGCCGAUCCGCCGGAAUCGUUUAAUUACAUCAACGCGAAGAACAACACCAUCGAACUGAAGCACAGCUUCCACUUCGGCGGCCAGGUUAAUCUGAACAUGUCGGCGGUCCACGUGCCGACGAACGUCUACGACAGGGCGUCGGACGUGAUCAGGGCGAUCAAAUGGUCCGAGGAGCUCGACAAGACUUUUAUAAACAACUACGAGCAGGACCCAUCGCUCUCGUGGCAGUACUUCGGCAGCGCCACCGGCUUCAUGCGACAAUAUCCGGCGACCAACUGGUUCAUGGAGCCGGUCGAUCUCUUCGACUGCAGGACCAGGAGCUGGUACAUCGAGGCCGCGACCAGCCCCAAGGACGUCAUCAUUCUGAUCGACACGUCCGGCAGCAUGACCGGGAUCCGCAGGGAGAUUGCCAGGCACGUGGUCAACAAUAUCCUCGACACGCUCGGCAACAACGAUUUCGUCAACAUCAUCACGUUCUCGAACGUCACCAAAGAGGUGGUGCCGUGCUUCAACGACACUCUGGUCCAAGCGAAUCUGGCGAACGUCAGGGAGCUGAAGAGGGCGAUCUCGAAUCUGGACACGGAGAAGAUCGCGAACUUCUCGCUGGCCUUGACCACCGCGUUCGAGCUUCUCGAGUCGUAUCGCGAGGAGAGGGAGGGCGCGAGGUGCAACCAGGCGAUCAUGCUGAUAACGGACGGCGUGCCGUACAGCUACAAGGACAUCUUCGAGACCUACAAUUGGAAGGACAAUCCGGACGAGCCGUUCAAGGCCGACAUGCCGGUCAGAAUAUUCACAUAUCUGAUCGGUCGGGAGGUGGCGGACGUCAGGGAGGUGCAGUGGAUGGCCUGCGCCAACAGGGGAUACUUCGUGCACCUCUGCACUUUGGCCGAAGUCAGGGAACAGGUGUUGAAAUACGUGCCGGUGAUGGCUCGACCUCUUGUUCUGGGUCGCAACGACCAUCCCACGAUUUGGACGCCGGUCUACGCGGACAUCACGGACCCGAAGAUGACCGACUGGCUGUGGGAGCAGCGCGAGAGCGAGGAGCAGAAGGAGAGAUUUCUCCGGCUGCACAGAAGGAAGAAGCUGUAUAACGCGGAGGAGAGGGACCGCAGGUUCGUGAAGAAGCAGAAGAAGGCUCACGAUCAGUCCGGCGACCUUCAGGAGUACAGGCUGAUGACCUCGGUCAGCAUGCCGGUGUUCGAUCGCCGCGAGAACGCGAACAUCACAAGGCAGGUGCUGGUGAACGAGGCGUACUGGGUGACAGAGACUAGAGAGACACGGAUCGCCGAUCUUCUCGGCGUCGCCGGCACGGACGUCCCAAUAGAAGAGAUCCAAAAGCUUAUGAUGCCGCAUCGGCUCGGCGUCAACGGAUACGCGUUCAUCGUGACCAACAACGGUUUCAUCCUGAUUCAUCCCGACCUCCGUCCAGUGAUGCGAUUGCAGUUCCAGGGCAUCCUGAAGCCGGCGUACAACAGCGUCGACAUGGCGGAGGUCGAGCUGAUGGAUCAGGAUAGAGGACCGAGAGAGUUCGACGAGGCGCUUCUAAUGCUUCGAAACGAAGUGGUCAAUCAGAAGAACGGUAGCGCGCAGCUUCACACGAAAUAUCAUUACGACGACAUGAAACGUGUGGGCAGAGUGAAGAGAAAGUACGAUCACACUGAAAUACUGAACACACCGUUCACGGUGGUGGUCAGCCUGCCGGAACAUGAUCGGGGCGGAAGCUAUCGCGUGCACGGAACCGAGGAGAUACAUCGCGCGCACGUUACUGGCAAGAACGUGUCGGACUAUUUCACUGGUAAAAACUGGCGGGUGCAUCCUCAUUGGUUGUACUGCAAAUCCAGAUAUCAUUUCGAGGACGAGCGACCGUUCGGUACGCCGGAAGCUCAGCUCCUUCACUUCCUGGAGCGUAUCCGCCAGCCAGCCUGGAAAUGGAAAGACAUGAAACAGCCGUCCCAGCCGCCGGAAUACUCGGCCACGAGUUCCGGUAACGACACCCAUCGGAAAUCGAAACCCACGGCUUAUAAAGCGGACAAGUACUUGUACUACUGCGACAGGGAUCUGCUUCUGAGCCUGGUGUUCGACGCAAAGGUAACCGAAUGGUUUGCGAACCCCAGCACCACGCGCGAGGAAAAAGGACCUUUAGCUAGGCUGAUGAAUCUGCUGCCCAGGAAAGAGUUCCAACAACGUUUCGGCGUGACGGUCGCGUUCAUGGCCACCCACAGCGGCCUGACCAGAUGGCAAGACUUCCUCACGGACGAGGAGGGCGCCAUUCCCGAGGACCACUUCAGCAAGAUGUACCCGAGAGCCAUAGACGAAGUGUGGUACAAGCGAGCCGUGGAGCAGAACUACGUCCAGCCGGAGAGCUUCGUCUUUUCUGUGCCAAUCGACGAGGAGGGCGCCGACAACACCACCCUCGUCACUGCCAGUCGUGCCAUUUUUAUCGGAAGUCAAACGGCGAGGGCGCCAGCAGCAGUAGUCGGUUUCCAGUUCGAGCACACUGCCCUCCAAGGACUCUUCCAGAACAUAACCUUCAGCUGCGAGGGCAUCGGGUCUUGCCGCACGCACUGCGGCGCCGAGAACUGGGCCUGCUACCUUGUCGACAACAACGGCUACGUGAUCGCCGCCGAGGACGAGGCGAACGCUGGCAAGUUCUUCGGCGAGCUUAGGGGACCGAUCAUGUCGAGCCUCGUGAAGGAGGGCGUUUUCGAAAGGAUCAGGAUAUUCGACUACCAAGCUGUCUGCUUCAAGAGCAUGCACACUUCCAACAUCGCGAGUAUCUUGCUCACGCCGUGGAAGAACAUUCAGAAGAUAGCCACCUGGCUGUUGGGUCAAGCAGCAUGGGCUUGGGCGAAAGCUGGCAUGUGGGAAUCCGAAUAUGCUGAAGCAUUUGCUUACCCGAACGAGGACGAGGGCAUGCACAGAGAUUAUCAGGAGAGCGAGGAAAAGUCGCCGGUCGACCCGAAGGAUGAAAAAAUGUUCGAUCAAAAGGUUCUGAUCAACCGCACGCGGCCGGAGGCUUGCGACCAAGAGGUGUACCUGUACCUGCGGAACGUGUCGUUCGACAAGUUCGACGUCGAGCAGGACAUAAACGACAGCUGCAUGAGGUCGUACAUCGUCCAGCCGGUGGAGUUCAGUAACAUGUUGUUGCUGGUGGUGAACACGGACUGCACCGACACGGAGUCGCCAUCGUUGAGCGUGCUGCCGGAGGAGGUGAUGUACGAGAACAACUCCCUGGUGUGCCAGAAGGCGCUCAUCACCCUGAGGAGGAAGAAGCCCCAAUCCUGCAUCCGCACCCACUCGAGGGAGAGCGAAAUCAAGGACCUGUGCGGGCUGGCUGUGAUCGCGACGCCGAAUAUCUACCUCCUUACACUGUUGCCGACCGCGUGCGUCCUCGUCAGACGCGUCGUCUUCGGUCAUAAUUAAUUUACCCGGCUCGGAGACCUUCAUCGUAUAGGGGUUCGGGGCCAACGACGGCAAAGGAGGUGUGUCGACACACUUCCCUCGCAGCGGCCCUUCUUCGUCCUUCGUGACCGUCAUAGAAUCGCGCUAGCGACGCUCUCGAGCGAUGAGAUUACACUUGCCAAUCAUCGUUUAGCUUUUCUGAAAGAAAGAAAGUACAAUUCGGGCCGAUUCGUUGCGAAGUAAUCGAUGUUCUUUCUUUUCUUUUUUUUUCUCUCUCUGUUUUGUCAUAGUUACCGCGAUUUCAAGGUAUUUUAGGACAUAUCUAUAGCAACGCUGUACUAGCGGGUACACGGUCUCCUUGGUGCUGUGUGCUGCUGCUGUCUGCUGAUUGAUCGUCGAGUCGGCUGUCGCGCCACGCCGCGCAGGCCGGGUCUUCGCGUGCGCCGCCGUCGGCCAUGAUGGACACUGUCGUAAUCUCCGAGGGUCGGUUCAGGGUUCAGGCUAUUUUUUGUAUACAGGACGUCCCGGAAAUGUCUCGUAAUCCGGCAAUGGGAGGUUCCCGAGGUCAUUCGAAGCAACUUUUUCCUUUGCGAAAAUUUUC
This is a messenger RNA of Megalopta genalis, 4546 nucleotides long. NCBI's taxonomy places the organism in Eukaryota, Metazoa, Arthropoda, Insecta, Hymenoptera, Halictidae. The record is from RefSeq and is a predicted model, not a curated record.